AUGCUUGCUGUUCACCCUUCACAGCUCCGCCACUCGGCUGCCGGCGCAUCGUCCUGGCAGCCAUCCGCCGUCCAUGGCGCCGACUCUGUUCGCGUGAAAGAUGAUACCCUCGCAAGGAUCACGAAUGCCGCGAACGAUGUGGAAAUGCUGGAACCUGUGGAUGCAGGCCCGACAUUGUACCUCGUGCUCGACACGAACGUUCUGAUUGACAAUCUGAAUGUUAUUCGCUCCUUCAGUGAAGACCUGGACCACAUCGCGCUGCCGUGGUCCAUGAAGAUCAUUGUACCCUAUGUUGUUCUCUCGGAGUUGGACGGACUCAAGAAGCGCGAGGGGCUUUCUUGGUUCGCUCGAACAGCGUCAACCUUUCUGUUGCAGAAGGUGAAGGAAAAGAAAUCUUUGAAGGUGCAAGCGCGCUCCGAGACAGUGAACACACAACUACAUGAACACGAACAAGCUCGUUCGGCCGACAUUACCAUAUGGGAUUGCUGUCAAUACUAUAAGACGAAGGGCGAGGUCGUACUCCUGUCCAACGACAUCAACCUUCAGACCCUUUGUGAGAAUGAAGAACCACCACCGGGCAGACGGCUGCUGUCCAGCCGCGAGCUCGCCGCGAAACUGUUUGGGGAGCAUCUGGAUGUAAGCCCCUUCCGCGUCCACGAGAACGCCCCGCGGUACCGCCCCACGCGCUUGAGCCAGACGCAUCACCUCGCGCAGACAGAGGGGCCCAAGGCGGACGAACCCGACGGCAUGGACGUCGACGACGACGGCGCUGCUGCGGGGACGGAGAGCUGGGUGCCCAGCCACGCACUGGACGCGCUCCACAUUCAGAUCAUUGACCAUUUCACCGUCGUGCUCGCCGAGCUGGCACAGCGGGUGCGCCACGAAGCCGGAGACGAUGGGCCACCGGCUCGGUCUCCACACGCCCCUGAGCAUCGGCGGAAGGGUUUCCGAUCGUGGAACGUGCGUGACUGCGUGGAGUACCUGGAGUCGAAGAAGGCUGUCGAAAAAUCGCAGCCGCCGCUGCAGAUGUUCCUGCUCCGGAGGAGCGAGGACCGUGGAUGGCGCAGGGGACAGGAUUGGCCUCGCCAGGCCUGGGAGAACUGUUUGGACGCGCUCGAGGACAUCGGAAGGCAGUUUGAGGACGGACUGGUGCUGCUAUCUCUGACAGAGUUGCGACCACAUGUGACAGAUGUGUUUAACACACGGCUACGCCCGACAGGGAUCUAA
Molecule: messenger RNA, 1227 nt
Organism: Phanerochaete carnosa HHB-10118-sp
Lineage: Eukaryota; Fungi; Basidiomycota; Agaricomycetes; Polyporales; Phanerochaetaceae
Exons: 5
Coding region: 1-1227 (408 amino acids)
Cellular component (GO): nucleus
Source: RefSeq, a predicted model, not a curated record